Molecule: messenger RNA, 1340 nt
Organism: Ceratosolen solmsi marchali
Lineage: Eukaryota; Metazoa; Arthropoda; Insecta; Hymenoptera; Agaonidae
Gene: Rbp6
Product: RNA-binding protein 6
Exons: 11
Coding region: 402-1208 (268 amino acids)
Biological process (GO): regulation of translation
Cellular component (GO): cytoplasm
Molecular function (GO): mRNA binding
Source: RefSeq, a predicted model, not a curated record
AGUGCACUAAUGCACGUGCGCCCUCGCGUACUUACAUUAUAAGAAGCGGGUGCACGUAAGGAGCUUCCUCGCAAUCCUGUCUUGUGUGCAUCGAUUUUGGUUGUGCAGUUGCUCUUGGUGUAUGUUGUCCGUGUGGACGACGUUAUUCGUUCCCGUCGGAAGCUUUGUGAGACCGGGAAUCAGUGCGCGGGAGUGAAAUCGCACCAACAGGUAACGGCGGCUAUUGCGGCCGGGGGCGCGAAGCAAAAACACGAAGGAGCGUGAGUGGCGAACCAGGAGCCAGCGUUAAUCCUGCAGUCGUAGGCCGUCGGCCGAUUCUGUCAUUUCACUGAACAGCGUCGAUCAAAGUGUACAAAACGGCGGUCACCACUUACAUAACACCUCUCAUCACAUCUGAGAAGAUGGUGACAAGGACAAAGAAAAUAUUUGUUGGCGGCUUGUCGGCGCCAACGACGCUGGAGGACGUCAAAAAUUAUUUCGAACAAUUUGGUCCGAUUGAAGAUGCCAUGCUGAUGUUCGACAAGCAAACCAAUAGGCACAGAGGUUUCGGCUUCGUCACGUUUCAAAGUGAAGAUGUCGUUGACAAAGUGUGCGAAAUCCAUUUUCAUGAGAUCAACAACAAAAUGGUUGAGUGCAAGAAAGCCCAGCCGAAGGAAGUGAUGCUACCAGCUAACCUUGCAAAGACGCGGGCAGCCGGUCGAGGUGCUUACGAUUUUAUGUGGUCCCUGGGAGCUCUACCAGAUGGUUUCCCAGCAGCAUACGCGGCUUAUGCGGCAGGCCGUGGUUACUCCGGCUACCCCAGCUUUGGACUACCCUAUCCAACAGUGGAUCUUACCAAUGGACAACUGACUCCAAACAACAACACACCCUUGCUCACGCAAGCUCUUUCUGUGAUGAACAAUUACCAAGCGGCGGCUCAAGCCGGCUUCCCGCCUGCUUCGCCCCAUGGCGCCGGCGGCCACGGAGGUCCCCAGGGCCGCUCCUUCCCAGCUGCUAAUUCACCCGGACCUAUUGACAUGUAUAGUUCGAGUGCCGUCGCCGCAGCGGCCGCUGCGGCCGCGGAUUCAGCAGUGGCCAGCUACGUCCAGGCGGCUGCCAGCCCCCAGCCACCUACCACCGCAUUCCCAGCCAUCGCCGUAUCUCGUGCUCCACUUAACUACAGUCCCGGUCCUCUGAUACCAGCAGCAUUCACUAACGGCUAUCAUUGAGCCUUGAUAAAACCUAAUAUCAGGAUGGACGAGAGGGCAGAGCGCAGAUUGGUCGACUGACGGCAUUACUAUUCGAGGAACGCGAGAACAAGUCGCAAUUAAUUAAAAAAUAUCUACAUAUAUAGCUAUACA